Messenger RNA from Mesorhabditis belari, 240 nucleotides. Lineage: Eukaryota; Metazoa; Nematoda; Chromadorea; Rhabditida; Rhabditidae. The record is from the annotation of a GenBank genome assembly.
AUGAGCGAUAUCACCCGUGACAACCUGGGACGCGCCCACGAUGCCCACACGGGACAAUUCGUUUCGAAAGAGGCCGAUCAAGGCCAACGUGGCCGUAGCCCGAAAAUCGAUGAAGGAAUGAAACAUGAUGUGGUUGGACACGACACUAGCUCUGGCCACGAGGUUUUCCUCGACAAAAAUGAUCGCGCGCAUGAUGUGGAAAACGGGAAAUUCGUCGCCGAUCAAAACGUUGACUAUCAG